Symbiodinium necroappetens is the source of this 2130-nucleotide messenger RNA. NCBI's taxonomy places the organism in Eukaryota, Dinophyceae, Suessiales, Symbiodiniaceae. The record is from the annotation of a GenBank genome assembly.
AUGACGAUUCCCCGCCCCGAGAGCGUGAUGGCGAUGACUGUGUUCCUAGGGAUGACGUUGGCGGUGGUCCACUUCGUGACGAUCGUUCAUCGGGCGAGGAGUGGAAGCAAUGGAGUGACGGCUGGGAAACCAGUCACUGGGGUCACUCAUGGGGUGGCGACAGCUGGAACUGGAAUAGCUCUGGGUGGGCUCAGGAUUCUGGUUCGUGGGCUGUCCGUGAUAGGACUUGGAACGAUGGAAGGUUUUGGGGUUCAGCUUCAACGGGAACAGGAUCUGCUGAUGGAGGUCCCGAACGGGACUCCAAGGACUCGUCAGUUGAUCAAUGGGGUCGCUACGUCUCUCUUGGCGACUCGAAGGGACAAGACGGGAGCCUACCAGAUGGGUGGGGUCCCUCCACAGAUGGUCAAGGAAGAGGCGCUCGUCCCCGACGCGAGGAAGGAGGCCGAGGCCUUGACGCUGUACCAGAACUUGUCGGAUCGAGUGGACUACUUGAUUGAAUGGAUCAAGGAUAGGUACCUAGAUGUGCAGGUGACUCAGAUCGGCCGCAGCUUGUCAGGCUUCUUCAGAGGCAUCGAUGAGGGCGACGAGGUUGACGAGGAGGGCAUCUUUGACCUGGACGAGCAGGAGGACUGUGUGAGCGAAGAGGUGGCCCUAGACCUCUACCAGGCGUUCAUGACCCAUGAGUCGGCUAAACAACGGUACCGCGAGAACGCUAAACUCCGAGGCAGCGACCCUGAAAGUUUGAAGCAGUUGGCUAUGGACAAGCUGAAGGCUGCAAAAGCCAAGUCGUUUUGUGCCGGGUGUAAACGGAGGGGCCAUUGGCACAAGGACGCCAUUUGUCCCCUCAACCGUGGAAGUUCUGAAGCACAGGGAACUGUUUCGAGCUCGGCGACUACGGGAUCUACGGCGAGGACAAGCGGGAACACGAAGGAGUUCGCGAAGGCCCAGUACCCCUGCCACGUUGUCCAUGUGACUUGGGAGAUUGAGGGCUACCAGAACAAGGACCUGCUGGCCAUUACGGACACGGCAUGCUCGCGCUCGGUGGCUGGCGCGGCCUGGGUGGACACCUACGUGACCGAGGCCCGUCGACUUGAGUGUGAUCCUCAGUUCACCUCGUGCCGCGAGGCUUUCAAGUUCGGUGCUUCAAAAGUUUUCGUGGCGAGCUACGGGAUCCUUUUGUGCUUUGAGAUGGGCGGCUACAAGGUUGGACUGAAGGUGGCAGUGGUAAACGGGGAUGUGCCGCUCCUCGUCUCCCGCGGUGCUCUCGGCAAGAUGGGGAUGCUUCUGGAUGUUGCGGAAAAUCGAGCUACCUUCAAGGCCCUUGGCGUGAAGGAUCUACUUUUGGAAACUACUGAGACGGGGCAUCCGGCCUUCCAGAUCAAGCCCUCGCCCCUGCCAAAGGCAUUCGUCCAGGGCCCCGAGUGGGACUCAUCGGAGAUCAAGAUUGUCCCGCAAGCUGAGCCAUACAUGAGUGCACGUGCGAGCAGGGGUCUAUGCGAUGAUGGUGAUGAUGGGGUUGAUGCUUCGACGUCUUCGGGAUCCAGGAGCUGUUUGACUAGCUGGAUGGUGUACGUACAAGAUGAGGUGAUGAAGAAUGAUGGAACCCCAUUUCCUCGAACACCUCGUGGUAAGCCAGCUCUAGACUACGUGCCCCUGUUCUACUCUAAGAGAGUCGGGAUCGCUACAAGAAACUUGUUGCUGGAUGUGAACUUCAAUCCCGAAACCUUUGCUGCAUGGUGGUCAUCUACAAAUAUCUCGAACGACUUCUGGAUAGAAGAUGAAGAUUUCCUGGUCCGGGUGCAUGUGAUUCCGCGGAGGAGUUUCCUGCCGUACAUGGUCUGUGGAGUGAGCCUCGAGAUGAGUCUUCUUUCCCUGUUCUUUGGAUCGGAAGGAGUGUCUUUCGUAGACGACGAUCAAUGCCUGACCCUCCCGCACUUUGCCUUCCUUGCGCAGAUGGCCAGCAGCUCCGAUCUCCUGACAGCUCCCAUCGUGACCCGUCCGAAGACGCUGUCGGAGUUCACCAAGGCAGAGCUCCUCGCGGAGGCCAGGGCCCGGAAUCUAUGGAUCAACGAGAAGUGGACUGCGGUGGAGCUGCGUUCCGCGAUCCAAGAGGAUCGCCGCAAUCCGUCG